Messenger RNA from Lemur catta (Ring-tailed lemur), 1645 nucleotides. RefSeq names its product short chain dehydrogenase/reductase family 39U member 1 (gene SDR39U1). The coding region runs from base 480 to 1307 and encodes 275 amino acids. The record is from RefSeq and is a predicted model, not a curated record. NCBI's taxonomy places the organism in Eukaryota, Metazoa, Chordata, Mammalia, Primates, Lemuridae. The transcript is spliced from 3 exons.
UCAGCAGCCGCCUGGAGACCACCCAAAUGCUAGCUAAAGCUAUCACCAAGGCCCCACAACCCCCCCAGGCCUGGAUCUUAGUCACAGGUGUAGGCAGAAUAACUUCCUAGGCCCUUGAUCCACACGUUUCUCCUACCCUUUGGAUACUUUGAGAAAUGGAGACCCCGAGAGAAAGAGAGAGGAGUGGCACUGCUCCUAGCACCAGGGAAAAGUCCAAGGGACUUGGGAAAGUCCCUUGCUUUUCAUACCACAGUUCUUUAGGAACAGAGUUCCUGAUUGUUCUAUGUCACCCUUGGGACCAAAUAAUUGCAAACAAUUAUAAUGUGCACACCAACCACUAUUUGAAGUGCUUUAUACGUAUUACAUCAUUUAAUCCUCACAACAACCCCAUGAGGUAGGUACUAUUAUGCCCAUUUUAAAAAUGUGAAAAUUCCAUACCAAGAGAUUAUGUAAUUUGCCUAAAGUCACAGAGUCAACAAAUGAGAUUAAAAUUCAGGCAGCCUGGCACCAAAGUUUCUGUUCUUAACCACUAUACUCUAGCAGCCUUUAAGUUUAGCCCUGCAACCAAAGAUAAGAGUUCCUCCAGGGCAGGAACAGAUCAGGUAAUGGAGAAGCUCAAGGGGAAAAUAUCCAUGCCUCUGUCUUCACAUGGGGAGAUGCCAAGGGCUAAAGAGGGUGAGGCCAAGGGAAGUGCAAAAAGCCAGGCAGGAGCAAGGACACCAGGGCAAACGAGUGCUGUUCCACCGGCAGCUUACUACCAGCCCAGCCUGACAGCAGAGUAUGAUGAGGACAGCCCAGGAGGGGAUUUUGACUUUUUCUCCAACCUCGUGACCAAAUGGGAAGCAGCAGCCAGGCUUCCUGGAGAUUCUACACGGCAGGUGGUGGUGCGCUCCGGGGUUGUGCUGGGCCGUGGAGGUGGUGCCAUCAGCCUCAUGCUACUGCCCUUCCGCCUGGGCCUGGGGGGCCCCAUCGGCUCAGGCCACCAAUUCUUCCCCUGGAUUCACAUCAGGGACCUGGUGGGAAUUCUGACCCAUGCCCUUGAAGCAAACCAUGUGCAGGGGGUCCUGAAUGGAGUGGCUCCAGCCUCCACCACUACCAAUGCUGCGUUUGCCCAGGCCUUGGGUGCUGCCCUGGGCCGCCCAGCCUUCCUUCCUCUUCCCAGCAUUGCAGUGCAAGCUGUCUAUGGGCGAGAGCGUGCCAUCAUGCUGCUGGAGGGCCAGAAGGUGAUCCCACGUCGGACGCUGGCUGCGGGCUACCAGUAUUCCUUCCCAGAGCUAGGGGCUGCCUUGAAGGAAGUCGUAGCCUAAGUAGGGAAGUGCAUGGCCAGGGGCUGAGUCCUGUCCAUCAACAGAGGCUUCCUUGUUAGACACUGUAUAUAGGCUCAGCUAUUCUUCUGCUUGAGAUCUGAAGCCAUCUGGUUCUUAGGGAUUCCCCCUUCCUAUUCUGUUGCUCUACCUUAUUUAACUGGCAGAUUGUCCACAGUCUCAAGGCAAUAAUCUCAACAGGUUGGGGCCUUAACCUCUUUGACUCCUUGUGAAAGGAUUUCCAAGCUUGGUCUCUACGGAUCUGUUGCUGCCCCGCUUCUCCUUCGUGCUGUGUAGAGAACGCUUUGCUGUUCAGGCAAUAAAGACGAAUUAUCUCGCUA